Molecule: messenger RNA, 3187 nt
Organism: Triplophysa rosa
Lineage: Eukaryota; Metazoa; Chordata; Actinopteri; Cypriniformes; Nemacheilidae
Gene: mms19
Product: MMS19 homolog, cytosolic iron-sulfur assembly component
Exons: 31
Coding region: 443-3103 (886 amino acids)
Biological process (GO): iron-sulfur cluster assembly
Cellular component (GO): MMXD complex; cytosolic [4Fe-4S] assembly targeting complex
Source: RefSeq, a predicted model, not a curated record
GAGCGCAUGCGCAGUUCAGUUUGAAGCCCUGUACAGGAUGGCUGCGGAUAGUAGUGUGCUGUUGGGUUUGGUAGAAGAAUUCGUGUCGGGACAGGUUGACAGCAAAGCUACAGAGACCGCUGCAGGUGUCAAGGCUGGACAGUUUACAGUACUCCAGUUGGUUGAGGCAUUGGGACUGAGCCUGACCAGCUCUCAGCCUCAGACCCGUGGCCGUGGAGUCCAGCUCCUGUCCCAGGUUCUAUAAGAAUGCUACAGCGGCUUGUCCGAGAGGGAGGUGGAGGUCCUGAUAGCUUUCUAUGAAAACAGACUGAAGGAUCACUAUGUCAUCACACCACACGUUCUUCAGGGGCUUAAGGCUUUGACAAAAUGCUCAGUUCUGCCACCUGGAUCGGCUGUGUCCAUUUUACGUUCCAUCUUCCAGGAUGUUCACGUUCAGUCACUGAUGUUGGCUGAGCGAUCAUGUGUGUACAACAUCCUUAUCAAUCUAAUGGAGUCCAGAGAGCAGGAACUCAAGGGUUUGGGGGCAGACUUUGUGUUUGGAUUUGUGCAGUCGGUUGAUGGAGAAAGAGAUCCACGCAACCUCCUGCUGGCGUUCCAGGUGGCCAGAAACAUCAUUAACAAGGGUUAUGAUCUUGGUAAAUUCGUAGAGGAACUGUUUGAAGUGACAUCCUGCUAUUUUCCGAUAGACUUUAGUCCUCCACCCAAUGAUCCUCAUGGAAUCACACACGAGGAGCUCGUUCUGUGUCUACGUGCUGUUCUCUCCGGGACGCCCCGGUUUUCUGAGUUUCUGUUACCACUGAUUAUUGAGAAGCUGGAUUCAGAUGUUCAGAGUGCCAAAGUGGACUCCCUGCAGACGCUGGCUGCCUGCGGUCAGACAUAUAGCCAUAAAGAGUUGGCAGAAUUCCUUCCUGGCCUUUGGAGCUCAAUACGGAGGGAGGUGUUCCAGACAGCCAGUGAGAGGGUGGAAUCAGCCGGCCUAUCCGCUCUCGGCACAAUCACUUCCUGUCUUUCUCGUUCCGUGCUCGAUUCAGACGAGGAGGAUGCUCUGCAGGUCUUUCUGAACCUCGUACUUAAAGACUGUCAGCACCAUCUCUGUGAGCCAGACCUGAAACUUGUGUGGCCCAGUGCCAAACUCUUGCAGGCCGCCAAUGGGGCCUCAUACAGAGCGAGUCUGAUAGUGACCUCGGCCGUCAUACCUGCCCUCCUGGAGCAGUAUAACAACAGGACAGAGUGUGCCCAACGGCGCACCCUUCUGGAGGUUAUACAGGGUUUCGUUCUGCCCACCCCGCUGAGCCGGCCUGCAGAGGGAGAGGAGAGUGUUUUGGUGCCGUUUCAACAGUCUUUGGGUAGCGUGGUGUUCUCUGCACUGGUGGAGUCUAGCACUGGUCUUCAGGUCACAGCCACACGUGUGCUUGCUGCACUGGGACAGCAGCCUGGCUUGUUCACACCGCCAGACGUUGAGAAAGCUGUUGAUCAUUUGACCAGACUCAGUCUAGAAGAAGAGGAUAGUCAAUUGAGUUUGGCAGUGGUGGAGUGUUCAGGCUCUCUGGCUCAUCUACAUCCCAAAGCUUUCAUCUCUAGGAUGAUUCCUCGGUUGAAGGAAGAGAUCUUCUCAGAUCCGGCGACUGUCAGUGAUGGCUUGUCUCAGUCUAAUGGAGCUGUGCGUCAGCGAUGCGUGAUGGCGUUAGCAUCCGUGUCGUCUCAAGCUAGCGUGGUGACCGAGAGCGCCCCCGUGCUGCUGCAGGUUGUGGCUUCAGCCCAUGCAGGUAGCUGCGGUUUCUCUGUGGAGGAAGUGAUCUCUGUAUGCAUCAGUUUGGAGAAGAUUGCACAACACACACCUGACACGGAGGAGAUUGGUCAGUUCUUCCAUGACAUCAUCAUUCCUCGACUCUUCGGAUUGGCUCUGAAGGCAGUUCUGCAGAGUCACAGUAGUCCACUGACAGAUGAAGCCGUUUUGUCUGCAAUAGUUCCUGUCAUAAGCACAGCCUGUGCUGGAUUAAAAGCAGAAUUAGCAUCCCACAUGGCUGCACAGGCUGUACGUCUUUUCCUGAAUGGAGAUGUGUCCUUCCUGCCAGAGAAUGACUUUCCCUCCCAAAUCCAGCUGCUGCAGAGUCAUGCAGAAUCCAGAGGUCCGUCUCAGCUGGUGUGUCUUCUGAUGGCCUGCGUGUGCUCUUUUCCACGCAAUGUGGACAUUCCUGAGAUUGACAGGCUUCUUGUCCAGUUGGAAGAGCUGAGCUGUACAUGUCCGCACGUGUUCGCCUACACGUUUGCUGCUAAAUGUUUCGCUGGCUUGGUCAACAAGAGGCCGGCAGGUAAAGCUUUAGACGCUGUGCUGGAGAGAGUGUUAAAGAGGAUCAGCGUCGAGUUUGAGAACGUUUCCUCCACACAACGAACGCAAGCCUUCACAUUACUACUAUGGGUGGCUAAGGCCCUACUCUUACGAUACCAUCCACUAUCAACAGUCCUGACAGACAAGCUCUUCGCUUCGUUGAGUGACCCAGAAUUAGGGUCUAAGGUGGCCGACGGUUUCCGUGUUCUCAUGAGCGACUCGCCAGACGUACUCAAUCGCAACUGUCAUGCCGACGUGCGCAUUAUGUACCGACAACGGUUUUUUGCGGAAAACUCCACCAAACUGGUUCAAGGCUUCAACUCGGCUGAGCAGGAAAAGAAGUCUUGUUAUUUAAAAGCCCUGUCUCACAUUGUCAAUAACCUUCCAAGACAAGUUCAGCUCGCAGAGCUCCCGGCGUUGCUGCCACUUCUGCUAGAGGCGUUGUCGUGUCCGGAUCAGGGGGUGCAGUUGUCUACACUGUCCUGUUUGCAGCCAGUUUUGUUGGAACCCCCGGCGGCCCUCAACAACCAGCUGGAGGCUUUAUUUACCCGCCUGCUGGCCCUCACCACCAGCCCUGCUAUGAACGUGAAAAUUGCGUCCCUCCGAUGUGUCCAUGCUCUGUCCCACUUGCCUGAACAUAUGGUCUUGCCGUUUCGUGCUCGAGUGCUAAAAGCUCUUGCUCUUCCACUGGAUGACAUUAAGAGGCUGGUCAGAAAGGAGGCCGUGUCUGCCAGGGGAGAAUGGUUUUUGCUUGGUAGUCCUGGUGGAAGAUAAACUUCUGCUAUCCACUGUGGAUUAAACAUCAUGGAUGGUCCUUUGGACAUAAUACCAUUCACAGCCUUGGAUUUUACUUGCCCA